Molecule: messenger RNA, 3030 nt
Organism: Vanrija pseudolonga
Lineage: Eukaryota; Fungi; Basidiomycota; Tremellomycetes; Trichosporonales; Trichosporonaceae
Product: putative transcriptional regulatory protein
Exons: 13
Coding region: 184-2991 (935 amino acids)
Biological process (GO): DNA-templated transcription; regulation of DNA-templated transcription
Molecular function (GO): zinc ion binding; DNA-binding transcription factor activity, RNA polymerase II-specific; DNA binding
Source: RefSeq, a predicted model, not a curated record
CUUGGGCACCCCCCCACCCCGACCCAGAGGGCGACAACGACAAACACUUCCCCGCCGUCGAGCAGCGCAGCAGAGGUGACGCCGAGAACGAGUAUUGGCUCCCCUUUACGCCGAGGGCUCGCGACCAACAACCGAGUGGCAACAACCGUAGCCAUCACACAAACAAACCAUCCUUAAUCGGACAUGCCGUCCCAACCCCCGCCGCCGGACAACGAGCGCUACUCGAUCCGCGAGGAGCGGCGCUCGCGCAAGCAGCUCAGCUGCGCCGAAUGCCAUCGACUCAAGCUCAAAUGCGAUCGCCAAGUGCCGUGCUCCAACUGCGUUCGGAGGGAGUGCACCGAGCUGUGCCCCAACAGCGUGCGCGUCAAGAAGAGCCGGAACGAGGCCGAGGGGCAGGUCGUGAGCGAGCUGCGCGAGCGGCUCGCCGCGAUCGAGGGCCUGUUGUCCACCACCUUGUCGGGGUCGUCGCGGCGCCGCGACUCGCGCUCCAGCUCAAGAGGUAGAGAGCGGUCGCGCGACAGGUCGAGGGACCACCGCGACCGCGAUCGCGACCACCACCAUCGGAGGGGAUCAGACCGCGACAGGGACCACUACCGCGACCACCGUGACCACCGCGACCGCGACCGCGACCACCGAGACCACCGCGACGAGCGGUACGACUACCACCGGCGGUCGCGCUCGCCUUCCCCGCGACACCACUCACAGCACGGGUCGUGGGCUGUACCCCCCGCGCCGAUCCCCCCACCGCCACCGCCACAGCAGCCCCAGCCCCAGCCCCAGCCCCAACCCCAGGUUAGGCCAGAAGCCUCGCCGUCCUCAUCCUUCCGCUCGCGGUACGACCCUUCGCCCAACGACUCGCGCGAGUUUGUGUUCCAGUACGACACGCCGCAGGGCACGACGCCGCAAGACCAGCGGCCUGGCCCGUCCUACCGCGCAAAGGAGAACAACGACGAGAGCUAUGGCACGCUUGUCAUUGACCCCAGUGGACGGAGUAAGUGGCUCGGCCCGACGGCCGGCACCGAGUGGCUCAAGAAUCAAGAAAUAGCCUCGGACAUGCCCCGCCGCUCGCGCUCACCGUCCCACGGCCCCACGUCCCCGGUCCAGGACAACACGUACGGCUUUGGCCAGGAGACGCAGUUCCCCUUCGCGUCGUGGGGUCCCCCGCCGACAAUGGAGACAAUCAUGUUCCACCUCCCUGCUCCCGACGAGGCGGCCGUGCUCGUCGACUCGUACUACAGGAACUACACGUGGAACCACGACGUUGCCCCGCGCCGCUCCGUCCAGCCCAUCUUCGACCGCGUCUAUGUCCAGAACGCACCCGAACCACUACACCGCCGCGUGCACCCCCAGCAGCUCGCGCUCCUCUUCAUCAUCUUGGCUAUGGGCGCACUGCACAACCCCGACCUGCCGCCACAUGACCCCAGUGCCGAGCAUCACCUGGCCGCGGCGCGGUGGAGCCUCGUCAAGGGCGACUUUAUCGGUAACAACACGAUCGCGGGACUGCAGGCGCUCAUCAUCAUGGCUCACUACCACUUAGAAACGGAGAAGGGGCGAAACGGUGACUCGGCAUGGCCGCUCUGGGGCCUCGCAAUGCGCCUCGUCACCGCCAUGGGAUUGCAUCGAGACGGCGAGCGGUGGAACCUGCCGACCGAGGUGGUCGAGGAGCGCAGGCAUGUGUUCUGGGAGUGCCACACUAUCGACGUCUUCCAGGCCAACUGCUUCUCUCGUCCCAGCUCCCUUCGACCCGAGCACAUUGAUACCGAGUUCCCUUCGCAGAGCUGGACUGACGGGCCAAGCGGGCUCAAGUCGUUCCGCACGCUCAAGUUUGAGCUGUGUCGUAUCUCUGGAGCUGUACUGGACCAAGCAAUGGACGUCCGCCCCACGCCCUACUCGUCCAUCACCGCGUUGUACGACCGACUAUGCGCAUUCGAGCGUCAGAUCCCCUUCCACCUCCGCUGCCGGACGGCCCUCCUCGCCCUACCAUCUGUUUACGCGGACGCCGAGUCCGCCACGCGCGACUCGCCAGAGGUCAACCAGCGUAACCUGCACCGCACGUUCCAGCAGUUCACCCUCGCGCUCAACGUGUCCGAGAGCAUUCUUUUCCUCCAGCGUCCAUACUUUGUCAAGGCGCUGCAGGAGGCCCCACAGGAUCCAACCCGCAGCAUCUACGGCAAGUCGUACCUCGCCGUCGUGGAGCGUUGCAACGUCCUGAUCGAGGUCGUUGCUGGGCUUUACGAGCUCUACCCCACCGUGACCGCGCGUCACUGGUUCUUCUGGUACCACCUCUUCACCGCUGCCGUGUGUAUCGGUACGAUGAUCAUCAAAAACUCGACCAACCCGCUCGCAGGGUUCGCGAUCGGGCAGGUCGACCACAGCAUCAAGCUGUACUCGUCCGUGCUACGGGACCACGCUACGCCGUCGCUCGUUCAGAACCACCAGUGGCUCUUGCGGCUGCGGCAGCGCGCCCUCGCCAAGCUGGAGCAUGCGCCCCCGGCCCCUGGCGACGACGACAUCGAUGUUGAGCUGCUUGGCUGGCGCACGCGCCUGAUUGAGCGUGCACGCGGCGGACACAGGGCGACUAACGUGCCCAUCUCGUCCACGCCACACAGCAACAGCGUCCCCUCUACCGUUGGGCCUCCAACAGCGCCCGGCUCGGCCCCUGCCACCGGCGAGCCAUUCACCCUCACAUCCCCUCCUGUACCACCACCAAGCUUCAUGCCGGCCCCGACGCUCGACCAGGUCCUCCAGCAACAUUUCGUGCCGCCCUCUACCUCGUCGGCGGAACAGACGCCGCUCAACCCCCCAGCCGCGCAAGUCGACGUCACGACCGACCUCUUCCUCCACCAGUUCUGGGACCCGACGCUCCUCCUCGAGUCGCGCGAGGGCCCAAAUGGCCAGCAGUCCCUCACUACUGCAAACUGGUGGAACUGGGACACGGAGCUCGGCCUCCCCCCGCCCGAACAAGAUACCUUUGGCCCCAUGCCGCAAUAGCGAGCAGGAGCAGCCUGUAAUGAUGCGGGGAUUCGAUGC